Messenger RNA from Colletotrichum truncatum, 4491 nucleotides. Its product is annotated as bmr1-like protein. Gene Ontology annotation, biological process: transmembrane transport. Lineage: Eukaryota; Fungi; Ascomycota; Sordariomycetes; Glomerellales; Glomerellaceae. Gene Ontology annotation, cellular component: membrane. Gene Ontology annotation, molecular function: ATP binding; ATP hydrolysis activity; ABC-type transporter activity. The record is from RefSeq and is a predicted model, not a curated record.
AUGGCGGACCGGGACUUUGAGAAGCAACAGGAGGCUGUUGCUGGUGGCAGCCCCGUUGUUAAUGAAAAGAACACCACCGCCACCGACACCGUCCCCGCCCCGCGAUCUUCAUCUUCAACUUCUACCGCCGCGGAUGCUGAGCAGGAAAGAGAAAAUGCCCGCGCCAACAACCCCGAAGGCUUCUCCGCCAUUCACACCGGUGUCUCAAUUCACAAUGCCGAGCACGAAUUCGCUGAGCUGCAGCGCGAGCUGUCUGGAGUGUCGCGCGCAAGCAGAGUGAACAGUCGCAGCAGCCGCAGAAAGUCCGAGGACGUCGAAAAGGCUGUCGCAAACGUCAACUCGGCAUCGCCGUCUUCGGACACUGACGGCGAGCAGUUCGACCUCGAGGCCGUCCUCCGUGGUGGCGUCGAGGCCGAGCGCCAGGCCGGUAUUAGACCCAAGCACAUCGGUGCUUACUGGGACGGCCUCACCGUCACUGGAAUCGGCGGCACUACCAACUACGUUCAGACUUUCCCCGACGCCUUCAUCAACUUUGUCGACUAUGUCACUCCCGUCAUGAACCUGCUGGGUCUGAACAAGAAGGGUGUUGAGGCGACCCUCCUGGACCACUUCAAGGGUGUGUGCAAGCCCGGUGAGAUGGUUCUGGUUCUGGGUAAGCCCGGCUCCGGCUGCACCACUUUCCUCAAGACCAUCGCCAACCAGCGCGCCGGCUUCACCAGCGUCACCGGUGAGGUUCUGUACGGCAACUUUACCGCAGAGGAGUUCCAGCAGUACCGUGGUGAGGCUGUGUACAACCAGGAGGACGACAUCCACCACUCCACCCUCACCGUGGAGCAGACUCUGGGUUUCGCCCUCGACACCAAGGUCCCUGCCAAGCGCCCUGCUGGCAUGUCCAAGAAGGAUUUCAAGGAGCAGGUCAUCAGCACUCUCCUGAAAAUGUUCAACAUCGAGCACACCCGCCACACCGUCGUCGGUGACGCCUUCGUGCGCGGUGUGUCCGGUGGUGAGAGAAAGCGUGUGUCGAUCGCAGAAAUGAUGAUCACCAACGCCUGCGUCCUCUCUUGGGAUAACAGUACCCGUGGUCUCGACGCCAGUACCGCACUCGACUUCGUCAAGUCGCUUCGCGUCCAGACGAACCUGUACCAGACCACCACCUUUGUCUCCCUGUACCAGGCCUCGGAGAACAUCUACAACCUCUUUGACAAGGUCAUGGUCAUCGACGCCGGAAAGCAGGUCUACUUCGGCCCCGCUAAGGAGGCCCGCGCCUACUUCGAGGGUCUCGGUUUCGCUCCCCGCCCCAGACAGACGACCCCCGACUACGUCACCGGUUGUACCGAUGAGUUCGAGCGUGAGUACGCCCCCGGCCGCUCCAUCGAGAACGCCCCUCACAGCCCCGAGACCCUCGCCGAGGCCUUCAAGACCUCCAAGCUGCAGAAGCAGCUGGACAGCGAGAUGGAGGAGUACAAGGCCCGUCUCGCCCAGGAAACCGAGAAGCACGAGGAUUUCCAGGUCGCCGUCCGCGAGGCCAAGCGCGGCUCUUCCAAGCGCUCCGUCUACGCCGUCGGCUUCCACCUGCAGGUCUGGGCGCUGAUGAAGCGUCAGUUCGUCCUCAAGCUGCAGGACCGUCUCGCCCUGUUCCUCUCCUGGCUCCGCUCCAUCGUCAUCGCCAUCGUCCUCGGUACUCUGUUCUUCCGCCUCGGUUCCACUUCCGCCAGCGCCUUCAGCAAGGGUGGUCUCAUGUUCAUCUCGCUCCUAUUCAACGCCUUCCAAGCCUUCUCCGAGCUCGCUGGUACGAUGACCGGUCGUGCAAUUGUGAAUAAGCACAAAGCGUACGCCUUCCAUCGACCGUCAGCACUUUGGAUAGCGCAGAUUAUCGUCGAUCAGGCCUUUGCCGCAACUCAGAUUCUGGUGUUCUCGAUCAUUGUGUACUUCAUGUCCGGUCUCGUCCGUGAGGCUGGCGCGUUUUUCACGUUCUACCUGAUGAUUCUGUCCGGAAACAUUGCCAUGACUCUGUUCUUCCGUAUCAUUGGUUGCGUCAGUCCCGACUUCGAUUAUGCCAUCAAGUUUGCCGUCGUCCUCAUCACCUUCUUCGUCGUCACCUCCGGUUAUCUCAUCCAGUACCAGUCCGAGCACAAGUGGCUCCGCUGGAUCUACUGGAUCAACGCCCUUGGUCUCGCCUUUAGCGCCAUGAUGGAGAACGAGUUCAGCCGUCUCAAACUGACAUGUUCGGGCACGUCUUUGAUCCCGUCAGGUCCCGGCUACGGCGACAUCAACCACCAGGUCUGCACCCUUGCCGGCUCCGUCCCGGGUACCACCCUCGUCGACGGUUCCGACUACAUCGCUGCCGGUUUCUCCUACAACAAGGGCGAUCUCUGGCGCAACUGGGGUAUCAUCGUCGCUCUCAUCGUCUUCUUCCUCUUCCUGAACGUCACCCUCGGUGAGCUGAUGAACUUUGCCGGCGGCGGUAGCUCGGCCAAGGUCUACCAGAAGCCCAACGCGGAGCGCAAGAAGCUUAACGAGGCACUCAUGGAGAAGAAGGCCGCCAAGCGCCGCGGCGACAAGACCGACCAGGGCUCCGACCUCAAGAUCAACUCCGUCAGCGUGCUUACCUGGGAGAACCUCAACUACGAUGUCCCCGUCCCCGGCGGUACUCGCCGUCUCUUGAACAACGUCUUUGGUUACGUCAAGCCCGGCCAGCUCACCGCUCUCAUGGGUGCCUCCGGCGCCGGUAAGACCACCCUCCUCGACGUCCUGGCCUCCCGCAAGAACAUUGGUGUCAUCCACGGUGACGUCCUCGUCGACGGUCUCAAGCCCGGUAAGCAGUUCCAGCGCAGUACCUCGUACGCCGAGCAGCUCGAUCUCCACGACCCGACCCAGACCGUCCGUGAGGCCCUCCGCUUCUCCGCCCUCCUCCGCCAGCCCUACGAGACUCCCGAAGCCGAGCGUUUCAGCUACGUUGAGGAAAUCAUCGCGCUGCUUGAGAUGGAGCACAUUGCAGACUGCAUCAUCGGCACUCCCGAAUUUGGUCUUACCGUCGAACAGCGCAAGCGUGUCACCAUUGGUGUCGAGCUCGCCGCCAAACCCGAACUCCUCCUCUUCCUCGACGAGCCCACCUCCGGUCUCGACAGCCAGAGCGCCUUCAACAUUGUGCGUUUCCUUAAGAAGCUCGCCGCCGCUGGCCAGGCCAUUCUCUGCACGAUCCACCAGCCGAACGCCGCCCUCUUUGAGAACUUUGACCGUCUUCUGCUGCUCCAGCGCGGCGGCCGCACCGUCUACUUUGGCGACAUUGGCCAGGACGCCGUCGUCCUCCGCGACUACCUCAAGCGCCACGGCGCCAUCCCCAAGCCCACCGACAACGUCGCCGAGUACAUGCUCGAGGCCAUCGGCGCCGGUUCCACCCCGCGCGUGGGCAACCGCGACUGGGCCGACAUCUGGGACGACUCGUCGGAGCUCGCCAACGUCAAGGACACCAUCUCCCGACUUAAAGAGGAGCGCCUCGCCGCGGGCCGCACCGUCAACCACGACCUCGAGAAGGAGUACGCCUCGCCGCAGAUGCACCAGCUCAAGGUCGUCGUCUCGCGCAUGAACCUCUCCUUCUGGCGCAGCCCCAACUACCUCUUCACCCGCCUCUUCAACCACGUCAUCGUCGCCCUCAUCACCGGCCUCACCUACCUCAACCUCGACGACAGCCGCAGCUCGCUGCAGUACAAGGUCUUCGUCAUGUUCCAGGUCACCGUCCUGCCGGCCCUCAUCAUCAGCCAGGUCGAGGUCAUGUACCACAUCAAGCGCGCCCUCUUCUUCCGCGAGUCCAGCUCAAAGAUGUACAACCCGCUGACCUUCGCCGCCGCCAUCACCAUCGCCGAGCUGCCCUACUCCAUCCUGUGCUCCGUCGCCUUCUUCCUGCCGCUGUACUUCAUGCCGGGCUUCCAGGCCGACCCUUCGCGGGCUGGAUACCAGUUCUUCAUGAUCCUUGUGACCGAGCUCUUCUCCGUCUCCCUCGGCCAGGCCCUCGCCUCCCUCACGCCGAGCCCCUUCAUCUCCUCCCAGUUCGACCCCUUCAUCAUGAUCACCUUCUCCCUCUUCUGCGGCGUCACCAUCCCCGCCCCGCAGAUGCCCGCCUUCUGGCGCGCCUGGCUCUACCAGCUCGACCCCUUCACCCGCCUCAUCGGCGGCAUGGUCGUCACCGCCCUGCACGACCUCAAGGUCAAGUGCACCUCGGCCGAGUUCAACCCCUUCAAGGCCCCCGACGGCCAGACCUGCGGCGAGUACAUGCAGCCCUUCUUCGACAACGGCGGCCCCGGUUACCUCGCCAACAACAACACGCAGGACUGCCAGUACUGCGCUUACAAGGUCGGCGACGAGUUUUACACGCCCCUCGGUCUGGAAUUUGACAAUCGCUGGAGGGAUCUGGGUAUCUUCAUCGCGUUCGUCGGAAGUAACUUGAUUAUUCUGUUCGCGGCUAGCAAGUUCCUCAACUUCAACAGAAGAUAA